CCCGGUAUCGCACCCGCCUCUUGUGUUGACUGCUGGGAGAGGAGACUCGCGUUGCGGCAGCAAUGACAGAGAACGUGAAGUCUUGGCUUUACUCUUUCUGCGGCAAGAAGAAAAUCACUCCCAACUAUGAGGUCCGCAAUUCAGGGCCCAAACAGCGGCAGAGGUUCCUGUGUGAGCUGAGGGUGCCUGGCUACAACUAUGUGGGUGUGGGCAACUCCACCAACAAGAAGGACACUCAGGCUAACGCUGCUCGAGACUUUGUGCAGUUCCUCAUUAGACAAGGAGAGGUGUCUAUCAAUGAUGUACCGGAUUUACAGGGCGACAGCGGCGGCGGUGGUGGUGGCGGCGGCAGCAGCGGCAGCAGCUUGACUAGUACCAAUAGUGGUGAUGGACAACCCUCUCUAAUGGGGCCAGCUCCGGGGCAGGGACAGGGGCAGGGGUCAGGGGGAGGCAUGUUUGGGGACGGCCUGCUGCCCCUCUCCGCCCCCAUGGCUCCCGUCCCCGGCCUGAGGGAUGAGGGGAAUGUGUACCUCCCCAUACAGAGAGGUGGCCGCCCCAUGACAUAUAUGGAACGUGUGGAGGAGAGGAAGGCUGUGGAGGAGGCGGAGGACGUGGAUCUGACGGCCAACAUCCACGGGAACUGGACUGUGGAGAACGCCAAGUCUCGCCUCCACAUGUUCCUGCAGACCAACAAAAUAAAAGCGGAUUACAAAUACAGUGCCAUCGGUCCGGACCAUAACAGGAGCUUCGUGGCUGAGAUGUCGUUCUACGUGAGGCAGCUGCAGAGAAACAUCUAUGCGAGGGAGACAGGUUCCAAUAAGCAUGCGGCCAGCAAGAGUUGUUCCCUGUCCAUCGUGCGCCAACUGUUCCACCUGAAUGUGAUUGAGGCGUUCUCUGGCACCCUCAAGAAGAAGGAGAGUGAGAAACUUAAACCAUACGAUGUGGUGCUCGUCCCGGACCUUGUGACGCAGUUAGAUGCCACUCUUAAGAGUACUGGGGUGGUGCCGGUGUUCCCUGGGAACGACCCAACUGCCUCGGUGAACCUGGCCUCCGACGUGAAGCUGGCCGAGUUUGACACCCCUGAGGCACCACCCAGCACAGGGGGCAUUGUGUCCUGGUCCCCCCCUCAGCCCAACUGGAACCCUUGGACAUCCUGCAACCUGGACGAUGGACCCAUGGCUUCGAUGAGUAAGAACCUGGACCAGCUGAGCCAGUCGAUGCAGCAACAUUUCCAGGACCGCCUGCAGACCGACAGCCGGCUCCAGCACAUGAUGAACCAGCGCAAGGACUUACCUGUCUUCAGCAAGAGACAGGAGAUUCUGGCCGCUGUUUAUGACAACCCCGUCACCAUCAUCAGGGGCAACACCGGCUGCGGCAAGACCACUCAGGUGUGCCAAUACAUCCUGGACGAUUAUAUACAGUCUGGAUCCGGCGCUUACUGCUCCAUUGUGAUCACCCAGCCGCGUCGCAUCUCAGCUGUCUCCGUGGCCGACCGCAUCGCCUGUGAGCGUGCCGAGGAGCUGGGACGCACCGUGGGGUAUACUGUCAGGUUUGAGAGCGUCCUGCCAAGUCCUUACGGUUCCAUCCUGUUCUGUACGGUGGGUGUGUUGCUGCGGAAGCUGGAGUCCGGCCUGCGUGGUGUGUCGCAUGUGAUUGUCGACGAGAUCCAUGAAAGAGACAUCAACACCGACUUCAUCCUUAUUGUUCUGCGAGACAUGGUGCGUGCGUUCCCCGACCUGCGCAUCAUCCUCAUGUCGGCCACCAUCGACAUCUCCCUCUUCCACAACUACUUUGGCAACCCCGUAGUGAUCGAGGUGGAGGGGCGCGCCUUCCCCGUGCAGGAGUACUUCUUGGAGGACUGCGUGGAGCUCACCAAGUUUGUGCCGCCACCAGACACAAAGAAGAAGAACAAGAAGGACAAAGAGGAUGAGCUUCCAGGCGACGAACCGGAGGAGAACUUGAACAUAGUAAGAUCGACACUCUAUUCUGAAGCCACUCGCCAAACGAUGUCCCAGAUGAAUGAAAAGGACAUGUGUUUUGAGCUGGUGGAGGCGUUACUCAAGUACAUCGACUCCCUGGGUGUCACCGGUGCUGUCCUGGUGUUCCUCCCAGGCUGGAAUAUCAUCUUUGCCCUCAUGCGACACCUCAAUCAACACCCGGUCUUUGGGGGCAGUCGGUAUAUGGUGAUGCCCCUGCACUCCCAGCUGCCCAGGGAGGACCAGCGGAGGGUGUUCGACAAUGUCCCCGACGGUACCAGGAAGAUCAUCCUGGCCACCAACAUCGCCGAGUCGUCCAUCACCAUUAACGACGUGGUGUUCGUGAUUGACUCGUGCAAGGCCAAGAUGAAGCUGUUCACCUCACACAACAACAUGACAAACUACGCCACGGUCUGGGCCUCUCGCACCAACCUGGAGCAGCGCAAGGGGCGGGCUGGUAGGGUGCGGCCUGGCUUCUGCUUCCACCUCUGUAGUAGGGCCCGCCAUGAGCGUCUGGACGAGCACAUCACCCCUGAGAUGUUCCGCACACCCCUCCAUGAGAUCAGCCUGUCCAUCAAACUCCUUCGUCUGGGCUCCAUCGGGGAGUUCCUGUCCAAGGCCAUCCAGGCGCCUCCCAUUGAUGCUGUCAUUGAAGCCGAGGUGACCCUGCGUGAGAUGAAGUGCCUGGACAAGAUAGACGAACUGACCCCCCUUGGCCGCAUCCUGGCCCGCCUGCCCAUUGAGCCUCCUGGGAAGAUGGUGAUUCUGGGUUGCAUCUUCUUCUGUGGUGACGCCAUGUGCACCAUUGCCGCCCAUAACUCUUCAUCGCAGGAGAUUUUCAUUAUUCCCCCAGAGUUCCGACGCCUCAGUCCGUUUCAGAAGUCAUUUGCCGCCAGCCGCUUCAGUGACCACAUAGCCACCCUGAACGCCUUCUCUUCGUGGGAGGAGGCCAGGGCAGGGGGCGAACAGGCUGAGAUUAGCUUCUGUGACUUCAAGGGUCUCUCCAUGCCCACCCUGCGUGUCAUCUGGGAGGCUAAGAACCAGCUGAAGGAACUCCUGGUGAACGCUGGCUUCCCUGAGGAGUGCUUGAUACCGCAGCCUUACAAUUUCCAUGGACCAGACAAUAAGCUGGACCUCUUGGUGGGGCUAAUGGUUCUUGGACACUACCCCAAUGUGUGUGUCCAUAAGGAGAAGAGAAAGGUGCUGACGACGGAAUCCAGGGCAGCUCUGAUCCACAAGUCUUCGGUGAACUGCAACAACCGUGAGACGAACUUCCCUUGCCCGUUCUUUGUGUUUGGUGAGAAGAUCCGCACAAGGGCCGUGUCGUGCAAGCAGAUGACGAUGGUGACCCCAAUCCACCUGAUACUGUUUGGGUGUCGGCGGGUGGAGGCGGUGGAUGGCGUGGUGCGGCUGGACGGGUGGAUGAAUGUCAACAUGAGCUCGGAACACGCGGCGAAGAUCAUGGCGCUGCGGCCCAGUCUGGACGCUCUCAUCAUUAGGGGCACUGCACAGCCAGACACUAUGACGGAGCCCUCACACCAUGAUGAACAGGUGAUAAACUGUGUGCGUCAGCUGUGCAGGAUGAACGCUGGCCGGCACAACAUGGAGCAGAUCAGCCAGGGCAGCUUCAGCACCCCCCGCCCCCCCAGGAUGUUUGGUGCUGGACCCCCCAUUAAGAGGAUGAGGAGCGAGGAUGAGACUGACGGCGGCGGCGGCGGCGGCUUCAGUCAACCCCCUGGCGGCGGCUACGUCAACAACAGUUCCUUUGGGGGCGGGGCGGCGGGGGCUUCCGGGGCGGCUUUCGGAGCGGCCGGGGUGGAUAUGGAGGUGGGGGUUACCGGGGCGGGUAUGGUGGUGGUGGGGGCUAUGGAGGGGGUUACUCCCGUGGUGGUUACAUGGGGGGCAUGGGUGGCAUGGGGGUAUGGGGAGUAUGGGUGGUAUGGGUGGCAUGGGGGAGUAUGGGUGGUAUGGGGGUAUGGGUGGCAUGGGGGUAUGGGUGGCAUGGAGGAGAGGGGUAUGGAGGGUACGGGUGGCAUGGGGGAGAGGGGUAUGGGGAGUAUGGGUGGCAUGGGGGAGGGGUCAGUAUUAAGGAAUGGGUGUACGUGUUGA
Messenger RNA from Portunus trituberculatus (swimming crab), 4085 nucleotides. It is a transcript of the gene mle, whose product is annotated as ATP-dependent RNA helicase A protein-like. Gene Ontology annotation, molecular function: 3'-5' DNA helicase activity; double-stranded RNA binding; ATP binding. NCBI's taxonomy places the organism in Eukaryota, Metazoa, Arthropoda, Malacostraca, Decapoda, Portunidae. Gene Ontology annotation, cellular component: nucleolus; ribonucleoprotein complex; intracellular anatomical structure. The record is from RefSeq and is a predicted model, not a curated record. Gene Ontology annotation, biological process: positive regulation of transcription by RNA polymerase II; regulation of mRNA processing.